Molecule: messenger RNA, 1244 nt
Organism: Plectropomus leopardus (leopard coralgrouper)
Lineage: Eukaryota; Metazoa; Chordata; Actinopteri; Perciformes; Serranidae
Gene: exosc2
Product: exosome component 2
Biological process (GO): poly(A)-dependent snoRNA 3'-end processing; exonucleolytic trimming to generate mature 3'-end of 5.8S rRNA from tricistronic rRNA transcript (SSU-rRNA, 5.8S rRNA, LSU-rRNA); CUT catabolic process
Cellular component (GO): cytoplasmic exosome (RNase complex); nuclear exosome (RNase complex)
Molecular function (GO): RNA binding
Source: RefSeq, a predicted model, not a curated record
AAGAAGAAGAAGAGCAGGAAAAAGUAGAAGCAUGGCUGCUGACAUGAGAUUACCAACUAUUCAAAAACCAGUGUCGCUCUCAGUUUCUGCUUUUAACCGAAAGGAUCUGGUUGUCCCCGGAGAUGUUAUCACAUCAGACACCGGCUUCAUGAGGGGCCAUGGUACCUAUGUUGAUGAAGAGAAGCUGACAGCUUCAGUUGCUGGAGAAGUGCAGAGAGUAGACAAGCUGAUCUGUGUCAGACCACUUAAGACAAGGUUUAACGGUGAGGUUGGAGAUGUGGUGGUUGGCAGAAUCACAGAGGUACAACAGAAACGGUGGAAGGUGGAGACCAGCUCCCGACUGGACUCUGUCCUCUUGUUGUCUUCUGUCAAUCUGCCAGGUGGAGAGCUGAGGAGAAGGUCAACAAAGGACGAACUCACCAUGAGAGAAUACCUUCAGGAAGGCGAUCUCAUCAGUGCCGAGGUGCAGUCCGUCUUCUCGGAUGGAGCCCUAUCGUUGCACACUCGUAGUUUAAAGUAUGGAAAAUUGGGUCAAGGAGUGCUGGUGCAGCUUUCUCCUUCUCUGAUCAAGAGGCAGAAAACACAUUUCCACAACCUGCCGUGUGGUGCAUCCAUCAUCCUCGGGAAUAACGGCUUUGUGUGGUUGUAUCCCACACCGGAAAAAGAGGAGGGGGAGGCUGGAGGAUUUUACACCAGCCUGGAGCCUGUCAGUCUGUCAGAUCGAGAGGUGAUUUCACGUUUGAGAAACUGCCUGCUGGCUUUGGCUGCACACAAGGUCCUUUUGUAUGACACCAGCGUUCUCUAUUGCUAUGAAUCUUCAGUCCAACACCAGGUCAAAGACAUCUUGAAACCAGAAGUGAUGGAGGAGAUUGUGAUGUUGACGCAACAGAAGCUGCUGGAACAGGAGGGUUAAAGUGCACAAAUCCUAACUGUGACAUUGUCACAAAACCAAGAUCACAUCAAGCAGCUAUAUCAGGAUCUGAGCACCUCUCCAAAGACUGAACAGGCCUCUUUAAAAGAACUCUUCCUUUGUUUCAUAACAUUGCUCUUGAACAGUUGAACAGCUCCAGGUGUAUUUGAUGUAACAAAACUGCUGAUUAUUGUUGGACUGCAAAUUAAUCUGCAGUAUUCAGAAACCAAUACAGAAACUGUUCUCACGUUUUACAGUGGGACACUUUUGAUAAUGUGUGAUUAUAUGGAGAAAAAAAAACUGUUGUAUGCAAUACAUUUUCUAUGAAAUUUCA